Messenger RNA from Cinara cedri, 24580 nucleotides. NCBI's taxonomy places the organism in Eukaryota, Metazoa, Arthropoda, Insecta, Hemiptera, Aphididae. The record is from the annotation of a GenBank genome assembly.
AGGACAUUAUCGCCAGCAUAUUUAUUUUAUCAACUAUGACUGUGAACCAGGUAUUCGGUAACCGACAGUACUCGGCGGUGUCUGUCUCUGUCAGCUGUUGCUGCACCGACCGUCUCGCUACUGACUCCGUGUAGACAAUAAAUACAGCUGUCAAGGUCAACUUUACUGACAAAAGCGAAUAGUCACCACCUCUCUGCUGUUGUUUCCAUUACGUUCAAUCGGUUAUGCCCGUUCGUCGACCGUCGGUCCGUCCGCCGUUGUCAGUUUGGUUUCCGUGAGGACGGAUUUCGCGCCAGUCAUUAACCACACACCACACGGUGAUUGCGACCGCUACGCGCAGUAUUUCCGCCAGCCGAGACCAAAAAUCGUGUCGGGCGGUAGACUGUGUCCAGUGUUUUAUUGCAAAAUAAUUACAAUAUUUUUUAUUCGUCUUUACCCAAAGUAGGAUAAUAUCGCCGAACGGUUGCUGUAUUCGUGUCUUGAACGAUUUCACGCCGUUACGUCACGAUCGUCUUUCUUGGGUCUAGGGCCGAGUACUUAACUCAAAGGGUUUUUUCGCGGUCACCCGUUGUCCCGUGUGCGUGCGCUUGCUUGAAGCGACGGCGGCCGUGAUUCCCGUACUAAACGCAACGUUUCGACAAACGUAAACACGGCUCUCCGGACGCGUGUCUCUCGGCUGCUGACGACAUGUCAUAGUGAUAGGUCGGAAGACAGCGAAUGUAAUAUGAACGAUAUUGUAACGAUUGCAGCUUCGGUGUUUUAUUCGGCCAGGGACGGACGAUUGAAACGAUUACAGGUGAGCAAUACCCACUUGAAUGUAUUCCGUACCUAUCCAUUAUGUAGAUAUUAUGUAAAAAUUGUACUUCCGUCAUUUACCGAUAACUUUGAGUAACUUACAAUCAAGCAUAUAGGUACUUUUAGUUAUUCGUCGGUUACGUUAUGAAUCUGCCACCGGUGGUUGGAUAUUACAGUACCAGGUACUUAAGUAUAAUCGCUGGCGAAAAUUCCACUCUGGAAUACCUGUGUAUUAUCGGUAACACUUGAUCAGGGUCACUGUACUCCGAGGUCGUUGAUGGGUCUUGACCCGAUCGUUAGGUAUACAUCCUGGCUUUUUGUUCUGUUUCAUUUUAAUCGGAUUUCGGUUGAGAAAUUUAAAGGUACCUAUUGUCUAUAAGUACCAUCGCUUUUGUUGAUUGUAAAUACCUAAUUUAGCUAAAUUAAUUUGCUAUCAGCAUUAGUGAUCAUUGACAUUGUAUUAUUGUUAUCACCCCAUUUUCCACUUCAUUACUCUCGACUGUUCUAAAUCUUUAAUCUCGUCCGGCCCUAUCACAUUUAAUUCGUAAUAUACUUUGUUCAUUAUUAUCUAUAAUUUAUCCAUUUUCCCAGUCUCCCAGAUGUUUUCCAUUUUUAUUAAUUUGCAUUAUCAUUUGUUUAGGUACCUAUUACCUACAUAUUAUAUCAAUAUUUAAGAGAUUAUUUAGAAAUGUUUUUAACUAUAGGGGCAAAAUCUAUAAAUUAGCAAACAAGUCUUGCCUAAUAAUAAAUAAAUGAAUAAAUUAUUAAUUUAAAUUCAUUGUUGAUUAGAAUAUUUAAAUGCUAUUCUUACGGGUACUCAACCUAACCUAUCACCUAUUAUAUAAUUAGGCAUAAGUUUCGAAUUAAUGAUUUCUUAGUAUUAAUAUGUUUAAUGAAUUUAUUAUUAUAUGCCUACCUAGUUUUAAUCUCGGUUUAAAUUGAGGUUAUAGGAGAGAGUAAAUAACUAAUGGAAAUCAGUGUACAAAUGUUUGGUAAUCUUGCAGAAAAUCAUAUAGAUAACUUGGUAGUUAUUAGGAAAAAUGUGAUAUUCUAGAAUCGGCUGUGCACAAUGUUUUAUAUGAAUCAAUGAUUUACUCUAGUGUUCACAUUUCUAAAAUAGGUACAUAUUAUCAAUAUACGAAAAUGUUUAUCAUAAAUUAAAUGAUAUUGUAUUGUACAUCUUUUUUGGGAGAAAACUAAAUAUAGGUUUCUAAAUUAUUUUUUUCAUAGCUAAACAAUAAUCACUUCUAAUGUUAAUCUUAAUUACUUAUAGGUUAUAGGUGCAUACUAAUUAAUUUCAAUUAAACAUUUAAAUAUAAUAACAUCAUAGUAUUUACCUAGGUACCUAUAACUUUUAAAUUACAGAUUAAAUUAAGUUACUUAUAGUUUUCUAGUAAGUACUUCCCUAUCUAAUUUUUUUUUAUUUAACAUUUUUUACAAUCUCAUUUAAGAAGAUAUAGUUGUGUAGAUUAUUAUUGUUUUUUUUUUUUAUUAUUUAUUUUAAUCAAUUUGAUUAGGCUUUUUUUCCAGUUAUUCUCCAUUGAUGAAAAAUAAAUUACCAAAGAAAACAAAGUGGUAUUGUCUAGGCAACUAAUUUUGUAUGGGUACAUUGUUUAGUUGUAAAAAUUUAAAUGUAGAUAGGUACACAUUACAUGUUAUUUGAUAUUUCAUCUUUCAUAUAGGAAUAAUCUAGGGAAUAAUAUAGAUCUACUACCUAUACUAAAUUACUAAUUUUAUUUACUUACCUACCUACUUAAUAUUAUUUAAAUAUAAACCUGCUUAACAAAUACUUAUAUUAAUAAGUACCUAAAGAUGUAAAUAGAGACGGUGCUAGGGGGUCUUUAGUACCCCCCCCAAAAAAAAGAAAAAACAAACAAGCUUUUUCAUAAUAAUGACUAAAUAUUUUGUCUGUGUAUUUCAUAGUAGUGUAAAGUAUAAAUUUCAUUACAGACUAAAUUAAAAAAUUGUGAUUAAUUUCUAUAAUGUACAAAUGCAAUGUUUUUGUUACUUAUUGUAAGAAUCGUGUAUAGGGAAUUGUGUUUGCGAAUAUGUAGGUUGGUACCUACUAUAAAUAUUUUAAAUUUACUCUAAUGAUGUAAUAUCUGAUUGUUAUUAUUAUUUACCUACCUUUCUAUUCUUCAUAAUUUCUUUAAACAUCACCCAAUGUUAGUAAGUACUAGGUAUGUACUAAACUAAUCACAUAUUUUAAAGUAGAUUAGAUAAUCAAAAACAUUAUGUAUCUAAGUAAAAUUGUUUAUUUAGGUAUAUUUUUUUAAUUAGCAAUAUGUUUACUCAGAUGAUUUUUAAUUUUAUUUAAUAAUAUAAAACUUCAAAUAAAAUAUAUUAUUAUUAUCCCAUCAUACAGCGCUUUCCAAAUUGCUUGUAAUAAUAUUGUGAUAAGGUGAAAACCUUGUAGUAAAAACAUUGUUAUAUUUUCUCACACAUUUUGCCAACAAAUUAUGAUUUAAAUUAGUCGACCUCAUAUUCUUAGGUAUUUCAUAUGAAUUUAUUAUAGUUUUCUAGGUUAUAGAAUUAAAUAUCAAUCCUAGUGGCAUUGACAAUUUUAUUUAAAAUGAUCUUAUACUAUAUGUCCACUUCUAAAUUGUGAUACAUUUCCAUAGUUUGUAAUGCAGAAAACGACCUUAUUUAUAUUUUAUUCAUAGGUAGUCUAAGUAUUUUAUACAUAAUCUUAUAUUGCUAAAAAUUAAAAUAAUAUUUGGCCAUAUCUAUUUUAUACCUUGUUUUUUGUUAUAAUUGCUUGGAGUUUUAAAGUAUCAAUAUAAAAAACAAAAAAAAAACUAUUUUUAUUUCCCUAAAUGCAUAAUAAUUGAGUUAAUUAUAUUUAUUUAUUCAACAGGUUGGUAAAUAAUUAUACAUAGGUAACCAUCCUGAAAGUGUUAUUUAUCUACCUACACGAGUUUUGGAAAUAGUUUUUAAUUUUGUACGCAAAUAAUAUCUUUUAAGUCUUGCAGGGGUAGGUAACACUUAUGUAUAUUUUUUUUAGAGUAAAACUAAAACCUUCUUUACAAUAAUUUCAAUGUGAUAUUUAAUAAUAAAAAAAAAAAAAAAAAUGUAAAUAAAGGGUAUUGAAUAAUAACAAUAUAGUUAUGGUACCUGCCUUGAAUUUAUGAAUAAUGUAUUAUUGUUAUUUUGUAUAAUGUAUACAGAAAAAAAAAUAAAUAAAUAAAUCUGUACUCGAAACACCGUGCGUUUAUCCUGAUUUUGUAUUCCCGGUAUAUUAAUCCGCACGUAUAUAUACCUAACAUAAUAAUUUAUUUGUGCAGUACCCAUGGGUUUUUUUUUUUUUUUUUUUCGGUAAACAAAUAUAUAAUAAAAAAAAAAUAAUAAUUAUAACAACGUUUAAAAGUAUACGCGCGAGCAAAAUGCGUCAUAAAUUCGAUUGGUAAAUAACGAGUAUAUAGUAAAAAAAAAAAAAAAAAAACCAAACGUCAUAUUAUCAUUAUGACGAUGUUGAUGAUAGAGGGUAAUAAUAUUAUUGUGUUUUUGGCGGAAAACAAAACCGCGCGGGCCAAACGUAAUCGUCCGGUGGUGGGUGUGCGUUUUUGCGGGAAAUAAUUGGAAUAAUUUUCGGACGGUCGAUUCGUAACGUUUUCGCGUGCGGUCCCGACGGCGGCGAUAGUGUUACAAUAUUGCGCGUCGACGAACAAAAAACAACAAAAACAAAAUUGCGCACCGCAAACCGGCGGCGGCGGUCGGGUUAAAAUCCUCGGUUUUUUUUUUUUUUUUUUUUUUCACGACCACGUGACGCGCGACCGUCCGCCGCCGCCGCGAGUAUUUAUAUAUUCGACAAUAUCAAAAAAAAAAAAAAACCGAGAGGAGGGACGCGCGCGCGCGUGUGUGUGUGUACUGUUGUUGCGCAAAUAUUAUUCGGAAAUUAUCGCGCGCGUAAAUAAUAUAACAAGUUUAGCACCGCGCGCUGGCGAGGCGGCGCGCGCGCUCGUAAACUGCGUACGUUUUCCGCGUCUUAUUUGCGCAGCGCGAAAAUAUCGGAAACUGGUCGGGCCGCCGCGGGUAAAUGAAUACGACGCUAAACGCGCGGAAUGGGCGGAGUGUUCGGAUUGGAUUCGAGAAAGACGAAAAUCGAGGGUGAUAAUCAUGAAAACAUUAGGUCUCCGGUAAACGAAUGUUAAUGACAAUAAUAAUAAUAAUUACGUAUUAUACGUUCGAUCACAGUUUCCGCCGGGCCUUUUGCGAGUUAUUAUAACCGCGUUAUGGGUGCUCGAGGAAUAUCAACACGUUAAUAUGUUUGUCUUUGGCCUUUGUUUAAAAACGUUCGAAUUCGAACGUGUGUGUACGCCUUCUGGCGUUUAGCGAUUCGCGUGUAAACCUCAAUACCGGGCAUUAACGAGGGAAAAAGUUUCAACUGGUUUAAUUUUUUUUUUUUCUACAAUUAAUUUACCCCCUCGUGUUGGCUAGUGGCAAUCUCUAUGAAAACCGAUGUUUUUUUUCCCCACGACAACCUAAUAAGUCGGACGUUCGACGAUUUUUGUUUUUUAAGAGUAAAUUUGUUUAAUUGGUUUUUUCGCCGGAUUGUAAACUUUGCAUUUAUUUUUUUAUCAAAUAUCGACCGAUUUAAUCUCAUGAGAUUAGUCAUAGCCAAAUAACUCGGUAUUAUUUUAUUCACUCGUGUAUCAGUUAUUAUUUAAAAAAUCUGUUUACCAUCGUUUAUUCACUAAACCGCUCGUUCCAGUUUAUUAUUAUAUUUUAUUAAUAGUCGUUAGGUUAAAAUUUGAAUAACAUGUUGUUUUCGACACGUAUACAAUACAUGUUAUUCAUACCCGUUAUCAUAGCUAGAUUGGUGUCUAUUAUACGAGUAUCUAUACUUAUAAAAUUUAAAAAAAUAAAAAAAACUAUAAUUUACGUCGUUUAUUUAUUUUUUUGCUGCGAAAAUUAAAUAAUGUUAUCUGCUUAAACGAAAUUAACAUUCAAUAGUAACGCAAGAAAUAACAAAAUUUUGGUGUGUGUACAAUGCGUACGAUUCGUGGUUUUGUAUAAUAAAAUAUCAUUCUCGUAAAAAAAAAAAAUAAAAUUAAUAAUAAUAAAACGGGCUAUAGGUCGUAGUACUGACCCCGGUUCUAUAUGCCUAUAAUAUUUAUCCCGAGUUAUAGAAUAGCUAUGCGUUAUGGAAGAUAAACGUUUGAUAAGAACAUUCAAUUUAUGCAAUUUUUUUUUUUUUGUUUUACAAAAACUAUAUAAUAAUAAUGUAUAUUAAAAUAAUAUUCUGACCGCGCGGUUUCCCAAUUAGUUGUAAUUUAAUUUUGAAACGCUAGUUACACUAGAUAAUAUUUGAAAUAUUGUGGGUAAAAAUACGUUAAAAAUGUCGCUUGACUGAUAGAAGAGUUCGAUUUAUUUUGUUUAUAAUUGACAUCUUACGCUAAGAUUCAUAAAUUCAAUUUCCAAAUUUUAAGCCAAGUGUGUAUACUGGUUUUUUUUUUCUAUCAGAUUUUCUUUUCGUAGUAUUAUGUUCAUUAGAAUUUAAUAAUGUUCCCCGAUUUUGUUCAGAUUAUUUAAAUGAUUAUUAAGGUCGAGAGCUCCGGUUUUUAGUAGUUUUUAUUAUAUUAUUUAAAUAAUAGUUUUUAAUGUAAGAUCAUUAUAUCGAAAUCAAAUACACUGCUAUUCUUUUUUUCGAAUUAAAUAUUUUAAAUUAUACCACUUAUUCAGGCUCUUAAAAAUAAAUUGACGAUUUUGAUAAAUCAAUCCUAUUAUUUGAUGGUUGGAAAUAUUGUUUAUUUACCAAGAGAAUCGUUAUACUUGUACAGUGUGUUGCAUUUGAAUUACAAUUAUGGAAUGAGCGGAAUAAAUAUGAAGAAACUGAAAGAUGCUAUAAUGAAAAAUAAGACAAUCCUUUAUAUUUUGGAACUUUUUUUCCCCUUUUUAAGAUAAAAAAAAUACUUACAUUAUUUUGAUAAUAAACUUUUAGUAUUUUCGCACAAUUUUCUACUUGCCAAUAAAUCACUUUUCUUUUUAUAACCUUUUUAUACUCAUGAUAACGAUAAAUACAUUAUUGUUAAAUAUAGUAAAAAGGUAUUGAAAUAGUAUUGUCUAACAAUUCGUAACUAUAUGUAAACACGAGAGGUAGUCAGAAAUGAGAAUUUAUUCUUACUAAAAAUGUUAAAUAACCGAAGAAUUUAAGUAACCUAAUGUUUUAGUAACAUUUCAAUAGAUAUAAUUUUAUCAGCUAAUAAUCAUUGACAUUAAAUAUACCGUUGAUGCCAAACAAUUUCCCAAUGUUAUUUUAAAAUUAUAUAAAUAUCAUAAAUCAAAACCACAAAAUAUAAAUAUUAAAUAUUUGUUUCAUAAUUUUAAUAAUAUUUGUUUUGAUAUGCGUCGAAAAAAAACUUCGCUAUUUUCCUAACAACUAUACCCUUGACCUUAAAUAAUCUGAAAAAAUUAAAGAACAUUAUUAAACUUAAAUUAAUGCAGUAUCAUGAGAAGAAUAUCUGAUAAAAUAAAAAAAUAUGAAAAAACCUAAUGUAUACCCGUAAUCAAUAAUUAUUAAGUGGUAGCGAUUUUGUUAUACCUUAGAUCUCUUUGGAUUUUUUUUCAGAAUUGUAUGAUAUUGGUCUUUUUAAACCAUAUACUGUAUAUCAAGAAAUAACAUUGUAUUGUAUUAUAUUAUCACUCUGAUUAUUACAGUGUAGAAGGUGGUGCAGUUAGGAUCAAUAAUAUCAUAUAUAUGAUAGGUUUCGCUUGUCAAUGUGUAAUAUAAGUAGCGGAGCUAAUUCGUCUGAUAGAGUUCAAUUUAUUUUUGAAGAUAGUAUUGUUAUACAUACAUAAAAAAAAAAAAAAAAAAUAGGUAACAUAUCUAGUGAAAUCAUAUAAAUGAUUUAUAUUUUUGUUGUCGAAUGGUGAAAAGAAGAUGGCGAAACUCUUCACGGGUUAUAGGUAUAUUGAUUGGUGCACACUCGAAAUUAUUGUCUCCUGAUGGUUAUUACCCUCGAUUUGCCGCUUAUUUUAUCAGUUACCGCAUCGAGUUGUUAACCUUUUUGCACUUUAAUUUGGCGGCAGAUUUCAAGAAAAAUUCAACUGUUAAAAAUUGAUGUGUAACUGAAAAAUAAAUUCGAUUCUAAACGAAGUUCGGUUUUACAUAUUGUUCUGAACGCCGUUAAUUCCUACCAUAUUGGUUGAAUAUCGGAACAGGAUCUAAUAAUGAAAUGUUAUCAAAAUAUUAAGUUUAUGAAUUUAUAAAAUAUGAUUUCUUAUAAACAUUGCUGCAUUUCGGAAGACAUUUACUUAUUAUAUAAUCAAAUUAUCUCUAUAAAAAAAGAUGUAUUUAUAUAAUCAUAAAAUAUAGAAAUAUAACUAUAGUUAGGUAAUAGUAUUUUAUGUACUAGUCAUUUUCUAUUGUAUUUUUCUUACUAUUAAAUAAAAAAUAAUGUAAUGAUAACCUGUAACGGGGCCUCAAGAUCCUACUGGUGAAAAGCUCAAGUAAACUCUUCCCGUAGACGUGUGGUAUUGUUUCUUAUGGGUGGAGAAAUUUACCUUAUAAUUGACAAUAUAAUACAAUACUCCCACGCUACCUCUAACUGUCAGAAGAAACGACAAAUGGAGUUGUGCUAAGUCGACAGCUGUGUUAAAAUCUUGUAAAAUAGUAUGAGGAGUUCUAAGUAAAACUAGCGAAUUGCCUCAUCUCGGAUGUGCACGGGGAUAACAUGUGAGAGGAAUUUCCGUGGUAUAUGCUAAGAGAAAAUCUGAAAGAAGUUGGCUUAAUAAAUGGAGAAUAGCACUUGAAGGAAAUAGACUAAGAAUAAAUAGAAGUUAAAUAGAGUACUUAUAAAGAGUAUAAGUUUAAGGAACAAGACAAGAUAGCUAACGACAAUAAGCGAUGACCUAAUAGGUAAAGUUAAGGAUUUUAUGUAUCUAGGAUCUCUUAUAUAGAAGAACGGUGGCUUUGACGAGGAUGUAAAACAUAAAAUUAAGAGUGAUUAGAAAGUAGAGAAAGGUGUCAAGUGUUAUACGUGAUAAGAGAAUUCUAAUGAGACUUAAACGUAAGUUUGACAAAAGUGUGGUGAAACCGACUAUGUUGUAUAGUUUAAAGUAUAGGACGGUAGACAGAAAAUAAGUGUAACAGAGAUGUGAAUGCUUAGGUGGGUGAGUAGAGUGAAGAGAGAAGAUAAGAUAAGAAAUGGAUACGUUAGGUGUGGCUUCGAUAGUAAAAAAAAUGAGAGACAAUCAACUGAGUUUGGUUAGGUUAGUUUAGGCAUGUCAUUAGGAGAGUGGAAUUAGAAGCAGUAAGAAUUAUAAUAAAAAUAGACACGUGGGAGGAUAGAGGAGUAGAGGAAGACAGAAAAAGAAGUGGUUGGAUUGAAAAUGAUAUGAGGACAACUGAUACAUGCGAUGUUGAAUAUCGGAUCAAGUGGAGGUAAAGAACGAGAAUGGCCGACCACAAAUAGUAGAAAUGAAGGCAAAGUAGAAGAAGAUUAAAUAAAAAAUAAUUUAUAAUUUUAUUAAGUGAAUUUUAAUUUAUAAAGGUAUAACAAUACAUUAUAGUUUAAUAUUAAUAGUAUCACAGGCCAUACGAUUAUAGAAAUUCUGUAAAUAACUGGGUAAAACAAGGCAUGCAAUAAUAUAAGUGAUAAAACAUAAAUGUUUUAUAAUAUUAUCAUAAUAGUAGAGGUUAGGUUAGGUUAGAUGCGUUACUGAAGAUCUAUCGUAUAAAAUUAAGCAUUUCAUAUGUAUGUUUAAUACGUAUAAUUCGUUUUUUAUAUUAUACCGUGUUACACGUUUACAGUUAACAACCCUGAGUAUUAGCAAUGUUGACCACAAAAGUCGCGUCUGUAUAUACGAAAUUUAAAACCAACAGUUUCUAAUAAUAUACAGCUCGCACCAAAUAAAUUGGCAGAGUGUUGUGUAGCUUUAAUUUUACCAGCAAUUGCUCACAAUGAUAUUUGGCACGGACUGUACAUAGUGUUUUCGAAAUAAUAUAAAAUAUAUUUCACCUCGAAUUUCACAAAAUUGUGAAAAAACUAUUAUUAAAUUUGUUGAAAAAAAUAAAAAUAAUUAUAUUUUAAUAAUAUUUGCCACGUAGAAUAAAUUAAUAGUAACAUCUUGUUAGUUUUUAGUUAUUACAUUAUGGAUUGCUUAUUUUUAAAAUGUAAAUCUAAAAUAAUGUACCUAUACUAAAAUGUUUAUUUGUUUACAUAAUAACUUAAUACUACAAUAAUACUUCAAUUAUUAUUACCAUAAUUUUACCAAUAAUAUAUAUAAUAAUAUGCAAUAUAAUUAUUUUAAACUAAGUAGGUAUUUAUAUUCAUAUCUAUUUGUAAAUCGGAUUUGAGUAAUUUUUGAAAACAAUUUUAGAAUAAUAUGCAAAGGUUUUACUUUCGUGUCGAAUCGUAAUUUGUUUAACGCUAGAAAUUUUUCAUAUAAAGAUAACUAUCAUUAUUUACUAUUUACCGAAUUCGUACUUAUAUGUAGUUACACAAUUCGGUUGGGAAUAACGACCUAAUAAGUUUAUCGAUCAGUUUGAUAGAAAGUUUGUUCGAACAGCUACACAUACAAGAACACGUUUACUCGCAAACCUACAAGAAGACAACUUUUAUUUUAUUUAUAAAUUCUGAACGUAUCGGUUUUUUUUUCUACUCUGUUAACACGACAUUUCAACCAAAAGACUUGCACUUAUCAACAUCAGUGAUGGUAUAGGUGUGGUACCAAAUUUUGUCGAGUUGUUGAUGUAUUUGAGAGGCAAUUUUUUUUUGAAUAAUCCUAUUGUACUUUCCUUAACAAUAAAUCCCCCCCCCCCAAAAAAAAAAAAAAAAACACUAAUAUUUAUACAACGCGCGCCAGCUUUUUUUUUUUUUGUUAAACAAGUAAAAAUUAGUAAUAGACACUUCUGAAUAGUUUUUCCCAAAACCGAACAUUUCGAAUGCGAAUAACUAUCGAAUAUAUACAUAUAAUAAUAAUGAUCGGCUACCGGGUAGGUUUAUUUGUUCAUCGGCCAUUAUAUGAAUACUAUAGGAAUUUUUUUUUCGUCUCGUUGAUAAGAGGAGGAGGUGCGAAACUUUUGAAAACUUCAAAGGGGUCAUAGAAUAAAAGAGGCUGGGAACCACUGAUAUAAUAUAAUCAUUUUCUAAACGUGGUUUAAUUUUCAAUUCUCUAUUGCUCUUUUUUAAUUAUUUGUAUCGGUGUUUACUAUUUCUAUAUAGCUAUAUGAUAUUUCCGUUGUGGAUAAUUUGAUAAAAGGUUCGUCGUUAGUCGAUAGGGUAAUAUCAGAAAUUUUUGUUUAACCUUUCUAACUUUCCACCUACACGACAGUGGCCUAUACCCAUUAUUGAGCACAGCGUGCGUAGCCAUCAUAAAAACUAAACAUAUUAUUAUUAUUGUUAUUAUUCGGACGGAAAGUGUCGUGAGGAGCAGAGAGGAUGUGUGUGUGUGUGUUUAGUGUACACACAUUACACACAUGCGAACGACGACGAUGACUACGACCAACGAUUUUUUCCUCUCGCGGUGAUUUUGUUGAAAAUACGAGCAACAAACCUGCAGCGGUUUGUCGACUACAUCCGGCAUCAUAAUAAUAAUAACAUGAAAAUAACUCGCGUACACAAAGAAACUCGUUUUCAGAGUCGGACACUCGACGACCUGUAGCAACAGGUCCGUUGGCAAUUGCAGCGGCGAAGGAAAAAAAAAACACUCGCGGCGUAAAAAAACUGCGACAAUUUACCGCGUCAGCAACGAGCGACUAUCGCGUGGCGGCGACCUGACCGCCACGUUUACCGCGGAUUCAUAUGGUCCACGAUUCGUAUACGCGAUGAAUAAUAUUACAGGCGACGCGUAAAAUAUCCGAACCGUAAUUCGGCCGUGGGAAACGUUUUCUGAUUUCAAUCGAAAAUAAACGCAAAGACGCCACCCGGCUUGCCGCCAUAACUUUCUUUUAAAUUCGUUUAUUAUUGUUGUAGGUACUCUGGGAAGUUUAUUGCCCCUUCCUACUACUCCGGUGUACAUUUCAUACUGUUAUAGCUCAUAAACAAUGUAGUCAAUAGGUACCGCGAUUGUAGUGUUACUACGCAUAUUAAAGUUUUCGAAAAAAUACUCUCUUUAAUAUCUUUAUAAUUGAAAUUUUGAAUCUGUAUUUAAAAUGGAGGGAAUGUAAUUAUACUGAUGAUUUAAAGUAAUUUAACAUUAUAAAGCUUAAGCGAUUCCACAAUGAUUGAAAAAAAAAAUAAAAAAAAAUCAAAUUCACUAAAAACACUCCUAGAAUAUUGCUGGUUUAUUAUAAAUACUAUGAUCACUCUGUAUAAUAUAAAUCAUUCGUGGCCCAGCGAUCGCGGUGAAACUGUACGGCGGCAAGUCGGUCGCGGCGAAGUGCCCUAGACAAAAAGAAAAUAUGUUGUCAUAACUUGAUUUCAUACGAAAAGUAUUUCAUCCAAAUGAUACAGAUUUUUAUUUUUCUGUCAUCUCGGGGAGGAAAAAAGUUCGUUUCGGAUAAAAUAUGUUUCCAUUGAAAUUUGAUUUAGAUUUUUUAUAGGUCACCAUAUAAUUUCCUAAUUCUAAAACCUUAUUACAAGCGGAUUCAAUGCCGUAACCGGAAUUUUUCAUUAGAGGAGGACUAAAUACAUUUUAGCUUGAAUUAUGGUCGUAAAUAGAUAAGGGGUUUAAUCCUAAACAUUUUUUUUUUCUUGAAAAGUUGUUUCGUCUAUAUUCAUAGUUAUGUACAAAAAUACAUUCUAAUUUAUACAAAUUGAUUUUGUAAAGAAACUAAAUAAUUAAAUGAGAAUAUAGGUGUUAAAUAUGUAUCUUAGUUUUCAUUAAUGAUUUCUUUUUUAUUUAUAUGAGUCAUGGGUUUUAGAUUAAAAAAAAAAUGUUUGUAGAGCUGAAAUUUUUACAGAAUACUUAUUAGCAUUUUCAAAAAGUAGUCAGAAUUUCAUGCCCCCUUCGCUUCCCCCUCUACAAGUACGCCACUGAUAGGUUCAUAUGGUUGAUGCAUUAACGAGAUCAUUUUUCGAUUUUCCUUGCAAUUUUCACGAGAAUUGGGGAAAAUGUAUAGGCCAAAUGGACAAAUUUACGGUAAUAAUAUAUAUUUAUCUCAGAGUAAAUGAGUUGAAAAUUAAAAAUACAGAAAUAGUUAUUAAAAACGAUUAUUAUGAUUUUACUGAAAAAAAUUGUUCAAUCAUUUUACGUAAUUUUAUCUUGGAAAUAAUAAAAUAAUCGUGUUUAUUUAUAUACGCAAAAAACCAGUUGUAUAGAUUAUUCACCUAGUGUCGUCCUGUCGUUGGAUAAUCGGGUAAAUAAUAAUGCAUAAUAUAUUAUAAAUAUGGCUAUGUAUUGUUGUAAAAUCAAUGAUCUCUGGGCGAAUAUAGUAAUAUUUUUAUUAAAUUUCCAUAGAAUCUAUUGUUCAAAUUUACAAAUCUCUCCGAUUGAUACAUAUUCCUUAUCGGUUCUUAUUUUCCGCGAUUUAAAUUUUUGCUAGAGAUAAGGUUAAGGUUAAGGGAUAAGAUUGCUACUUGAUAAUAUAGGAAACAUAUUUCAUUAUGAUUUUAUAUGCUCGGAUAUCUAACUUUACCUAAAAAAAAUGUCGGUUUCCAACGGUCUGUCAACAGAUCCAUCGUUUACAUUUUGAACGAUAGUUUAAAUCCCCCCCCCGGUCCUCGUUAUAGUUCCAAUAAUGUAAUAUAACAUAAUAUACGCUCUCGUCCAAUUACAAAUAGAUAUAGUGUACACAAUACCCGAUAAGAAUGUUUUUUAACGAUUUAUUUGAGAACUUGCGUCAUUUUUUUUUUCUUCUAAACACGCGCUUUGUUCUUGAAAUCUAUUUUGUAUACGCCGUACGAGGACUUCUCUUGUGUCGAGAACCGCACAAAGCAAACACUAUACAAAAAGGACUUAUAUACAAAUAUAUAAUAUUAUUAAUAAUAAUACAAGACUGCGUAUCGCGUAAAUACACUAUAUAAUAUUAGGAUAUGGCGCAGCAGAAUAAUAUUAUUAAAGCAAUAGCAAUAAUUCGUCCGUUUUUCGGUGUUGCCCGGGUUAUGGUUAUUAAGUGGCGUGUACAUUAAAAACGACAAGAAUAAAAUGUUAUACUGUGGUAAAAGACGCACAAACACGUGACGGUUGCUGCUACGCGUGCGUUGUAAAUUCGCACGUGUUCCGGGCUUCUUGGCAUAAAAUACGGUCUCGGAUAAUAAUUAUUGUUGUGCGCCGUUGCUGCUCGGUUGCUGUUGGCAAGGUUGUUACGACAAUGCCGACGACGACGGUGUCUUUUUGCUUCCUUGUUCGUUGUUUUUUUUUUUUUUUUUAUAUAUAUAUACUUGAUGAAUCACGAUUUGAAAUAAUAAUAUUGUUAUAUAUUAUACUAUACUAUUAAAUUGCUGUUAUCAUCGCCUCCCGCCGUCGUAUCCGCGGCGUACGAGAAGUAAAACGCAAAAAAAAAAAAAAACUGCAUGUAACACGUGAAGAAGAAGACGGGUCAGACCGUAAUAAAUGAUAACAGUUAUCACUGCAGAGUCUGCACGUACGACUUUACCGUAUUUGUAUUAUUUGAUAAUAUUGCUGUGACGCGCAAAACGUAAUUUCCAUCGAAUUCCGUUGUAUCUAUCGUAAUCAUAUCUACUACUAUAUUAUGAUAUUAGUACAUUAUUGAUAUAUUUCGCAUACUUGUACGGCGAUGACGGCAAAAUAGAAAAUAAUAAUAAUAAUAAAUUGAUUUGUAUCAAUGUACACCAUCAAUUAAACAAAAAUGCGCGUUCUCUGUAAUAUUAUUAUUAUUAUUACUACGAGUAUUUGCCGUUCGUACGAAUGAACCGUUUAAUAUUAUAAUCAGUGACGUACAUUUUGUCCGUAAACAAAUUAUUAUACUGUUUUAAACGUUCAAUCUAUAAUUAUUAUACUAUGUAUUAAUUGCACUGUUAUUAUUAUUAUUUUUAUAUUAAAUCGCCUUGUACAUUUAUUUCGCUAAUUUAUCACUCGUACGAUAAAAAACGUUACGUAUCGAUACAGGUAGAAAGCUAUUGAACUGUGUGCGAUGAGUACCUACUGGUCGUAUAAUAGUUCAAUACAGACAACAUGCAGAGAACAUCGUAGAGAAAAAAAAAACUAUUUGAAACGGGUUAAGUAAACGUAAUAAAAUAGUAAUCGUACGUGUUCGUAUUAUUAAUAAUCAUUUUUGUUUGUUACCCAUUUCGAUCGUUGUCCAUAACAAUCCGCGGCAACGCUAUUAUUUCCAGCAAAGUAAUUUUUUUUUUUUUUUAUACAUGUGUAUAUAUAUCGUAUCAUUGAUGUUGAGAGUACUGCAUGAUGUGUAUUAUUAUUAUUGCACGUUAAUGGUUUGCUCAGUGUAAUUCCGAGUUUUACAUUUUUAAAAUUAAGAUUCGGUAAGUAUACCGCUCUACUUUGUGUUUUAUAUUUCCGGCAAACGUAUUUUUCAUUUGUAUCCGCAUAAUAAAAUAUAAGUGGGCCCGUGCGAAUACUUGGCGUUUUAAAAACAUAUUAUAAAAACUAACGGAGUAACGUAUCAUUAUUUCGCUGGCAGCGGAUUUUCGUCGCAUUCUUGCCGUCUUGACGCAAAAACAGCGUCCAAUUGUGAGUAUUAACGGUUCGUUAGAAGUGAGGUAUUCAAUAUUUAAACGGAUGCCUAUCUCGCUUACUGGCUUCCGUUAAACGUGAAGGAGGGAAAAACAGUUUUUUCAUGUCGUUUGUUAGUGACUGUCCACUGCGUGUUAACUCCCCUACCCUCUAGAAAAAAAUCUCCAGGGGCAAAACCUUUUCUUGAACUUUUAAUUUACUCUCCUCAGUUAUCUACCCCCCCCCUCACCAGUAAUAGUAUUCCCUACGUUAAAUACAAAAAUUUGUUACAAAAUCUACUAAUUUAAUGCGAAAAUUCCCCUUAAAAUAUACCCUGGGUUUUAACAAAAAAAAAAAAAUAAUUAAAAACCACUUAUUAUAUAAAUUAAUGUAUAUCGUUCAGUAAUAUUAUGUCGAUGAAUAGUGUAGUAUGAAUAUGAUAAAUCUUAUGAUAUAUUUAAUAAUAUGUCUGUCUUGAAGUGUUUAGACUACAAUGAUAAUCGUAAGCCAACUCAUAAUCCAAUCUAGCUCCUCGUCUGAUUAUAGCCGGUUACUGAUAAGAAAAAAAAAAUUGAAUUGUUAUAUUUGAAGAUCGUUGACUCGGCGAUAAUAAUAUAAUACUUACGACGUACGUACACUAAUUACAUAACAAUCAAACAGAUACGCAUGUGUAUUAUUAUAAUCGGCAAACAUUAUCAUGUUAUACAGAAUCUACGGAAUAAAAAAAUCAUUGUGUUUAGUUUAUACACAUAUGCAGCUCUAGGUACAAGAGGCUACACUUUUUUAUUUGGCUUUGCUCUACAAUGGACGUUUCUCAACUGGGAGUUCGCGGAAAUAGUGAAAAUUGUUGUAUUUGAUAUUUUUGCUAUUGCGGUUGUAAAUCGGUUCUUCAUUAUACGUAGGUACAAUAUGAAAUAUAUCAUCUAGCGGCGACACGCGUACACUGGAUUUCAUCUAAAUUUUUAUGUGUCUGUUACAAAUAUUUCAAAUAUUACAACGUUUCCAAAUUGUUCGUUUUACUUGUUUCGUAAAUUCUUACCCAUCUCGUGUGAAAAUAUAUGACGAACCGACAUUUGCAAAGCAAUACUGUAAAGCAGUAAUGAGAGAGGUCAAUAAAAAAAAGGGUCGAGAAACGCUGCUCUACAACAUUAUUCUGAUGGCGAUACUAUAGAGUCGUAUAAUUAACAAAUCGGUAAUCAGCAAAAAUUAAUUGAUUUUAAUACUAUCGAUUAUACAUUUUAAAACAAAUGCUACUUCACCGAGUGAGUCAAUAAUAAUUUUAAGUCUUACAGGCCUACUAGGAUAAUAUAAUUAUUAUUGCAGUGCUACGUGCCUAUUAUUAAUUUAUUUGAAACACAAGUACCUUUAGGUAUACGUAUAAAAAUUAUAUUUUUAUAAUCUUUCCGCUGAUUAUGUUGAAUAAAUUACGUUAGUGUCGUUGGUAAAGUACCAACAUAAGUAGGCAGCAGAUUUAUUAAAUAUAUAGUAACAUGAUAUAACAUAGAGUAGCGUUAAAUUAAAUAGCUCUUUUUGAAAACCAGGAAAUAAAACGGAAUUCAAACGAAUCCUUCGUAGUAAUUGUCAAGCAGGUAUAUAUAUACGACUAAAAGUAUAAAAAAUAACAAAAAUAAAUACAUUUUAACGUAAUGUCUAUGUACUCAAUCCGUUCAAUAAGGUUACAACAUCGGUACGAAAUGAAUUUAUUCCGUGUUAUCGUUUUAUACCUGUAUAAUGUAUAUUCAAUACAAAAAUAAUAUGAAGAAAUCUCCUGGUACACCUGGUUAAACACCAAUAUCAUUCCGACGACGUAUUACGUUGUGCUUUGUCGGUAUUUUUGUAUUUAAAAAUAUAUUGUAUAAUAAUUCUGUUAUAUUAAUUUUAGUCACCAUUUUAAAUAAAUUCGUUUUUAUCGGAUUUAAAUGUAGCCCGGUUUUUUUUUAUAUAUAUAUAUUCUCCGUUCGCCGAUAUCUGCAUGAAAAAUUGUCGGUUUUUCGCGGUGUUAAAUAAUUAUAAUAAGUAUGGAUAUGGACGAUAACACUCGGGGUUGCCUACUCAAUAAGAAUAGUUGAUCAGACACAAGUUAAAUUAAAAACCCAAUAUUAUCAUUCGUUCACGAUGCGGUAGUCUUUUUUUUUUUUUUUCUCUCUCUACAUAUGUAAUUACUAUAUUUCAUUGAUUUACUAAACGUUUCUGUAAUAUAACAAAUUCACACGGAAUUGGUAUUAGGUAUGCUACGAAUAUUGUUGUAACAUUUUAAAGCUUUCUAUGGGCAACGACUAGGAAGUGAAAGGUAGUAUUAGUUAAGAUUAAGUGAUUCACAACUUUGUGGGCAUAUAUUAUAAUACAACACUCCACGCGUCAGUGGUCGACUCAAUACCAAGGUUAAUAUUAUUUUACUAUAGGUACCUAUACCUGUAACACAAUCCGUCGGAUCACGUGGUUAUUAUAAUAUUAUACUUGUGUAGGGCUAUAUCCUAUGUUCGGUACGCGUUUUUAAAAUAAUAUAAAUUAAUCGAUUAUGUCCCUUAAAAAUGUGGAAUGUAAACGUCCGGAAAGUAAAUUUCUUUUGAUUUCAAUUUAAAUAGUACCGUAUAGUUACCGACAGUUUUAAGCAAUAAAUUGAUAACUAUUAACUAUGUAAUUCAUUCGUGUACUUUCCAGUUCAGAUUUCGAUAUCCGUAGAACCGUGGAUUCCAAAUGUGCACAUUCCGGGUUUUUAUAAGUGCCCCGCCUCAUAAUAUGUAUAUUUCUUAAUUUUACAUUUGAUACAUCAAACUUAACUUUCAUUUAGGUUUAUUUAUUUUCCUUUUAAAAUGUUUUUGAAUAAAGAUAAGAUAAGGAAUAAGGAUUGUAUAUAAAAAUUUGAUUUUUUUAUCAGUAUAUUAAUAAUAGGUAUUACGGUAGAAAAUUAUUGUUAUAACGAGCAGAUUGUGAUAAUAAGAAGACAAGCAAUCUAAUAUAAAAAUAAUUGAAUAAUUUAAACCUAACCGCACACAAACUCGAUACUAUUAUAUUUUUGUUUGUUGCUCGCUCGAUAUUAAUUACCUAAUUAUAUUACAUAAAUAACUUUUAUUUCGAAUAAUAUUAUGCGUAUCUGACCUUUACAACAUAAAUUAACAUAUUUUAUAAAAUAAUUUCAGUUAUAUAAAAUUGAGUUUUGUAAGAUAUUUACAAAUUACAAUUUUAUUACUGUAUAUUAUAUUGUGCAUAGUAUUUAAUUUAAUACUGUAAAAUAAACCCAUAAUAUUUUAUUUAAUCGAUUAAAAAUAUUCCCGUCUAAAUAAUAAAAUAAUGGCGGACAGUGGCGAAACCGUUGCGUGUUAGGAGUUGAAACCCCGGUUGCAUCCGAAUUGUUUAUAAACUAUAAAAACAAUUUUCAUUCUCAUUUUUACAGUCAUAAGACUACCAGCGAUUUGUAGUUUAAAACAAAACACGGGUAUGAUUAAAAAAAAAAUUUGUUUUGUCAGAUGAAUUAAUAUUUUGGAACAUUCAGAAGGUGGCCUCCAGUCGUUCAAUGAAUACUAAUUUAAUUUAAUAUAAUAUAAAACAAAAUUUUAAUGUGUUAUUUAAUUUAAUUUAAUACUAAUGUACUAAAUGUACUUGAGUAAAAAUGUAUAAGAGAGCGUUUUGACAGAAUCAAAACAAUUUAUGUAGCCAGUUUUUUUUUUUUUUUUUUUGGUCAGUCAUUUACUCCCUUAUAAAUUGUUCUUUUUGUAAAACACAUUCCCGUCGUUUUUUUCCCCGUACUUCUCAUCUACUUGGGUACUUUUGAGAACUUAUAUUCUAUUCGCUAUUAACUCGUGACCCAACUUAUGGAAACCCGGGACCCAAUUAGUAUAGUAUCCGCAUUAACCCGAGACCCAACUAGAGUAGAUUUUUGAACGCUGGACCCAACUCGGAUGCGCCGUAAACCCCAUAUAACCCUAGUGGGGUAUGUAUUGCGUAUUAUAAAAUAUGACUACGUACUUAAAAUUAAUCCAAUAAUGAAUUACUUACGUAAUCAUUACAAAAACCAUGGUUAAAUACUCAUAAUUAUUAAAAUAAAUCAAAUCUUUACGCAAAUAUAAUAUUAAAACUAGGAACUGUAUAAUAUAAUACAAAUAUUGCAGAAGGAGAUAACCGUGUUUAUAGUACCUAUAGGCAAUACUCAAUACAGCAAUAGCAUUAUUAUCUAUUUUUUACAACUUUAUGAGAAAAUAAGUAUACUUCUUUGUCUUGUCAGAAUCAUCAAACAUGUUCAAUUAUCAACGUAAACUUGUUUUUUUUUUUUUUUUUCAAAUAAAUAAGAUAUUUUUUCAUCAAAUUCAUCAAAGUAAUUUAUUUGGAUCAACCUUGAACUGUAUAAUAUGACUACAAUGUACCAUGUAUGGUAGUAUUUAUUUAUUGACGGUGUCUAGUUGCAGGUAGCCUGUUCCCUUGACCCUUCCUUAUAUAGCAGAGUACAUUUAUGGAACCUAAAAUCGUGACUGAGCUCAGCUUCCUGGUGGUAGCGAGUGUUUGAUAAUUUUAGGGUUCAAAAAAAAAAAAGGUCCAACUUGUCUAAUGUCGCUAUUAAUUAAUUAAUUGCCUAAGAAAAUUAAAUUGUACCUUAAUAAUAUUAUGAUGUUUAUUUGCAGUUGCUGUUGGAAGGCAAAUCUGCAAUGGAAAAUGCCAAGUUAUUGAGGACCACAACAAAUGGCGCUACACCAUUGCUGGUAGCCUGCAGACAUGGCCACUAUGACAUAGCCUUGUACUUGAUCAAUAGACACAAAGUUAAUAUCGAACAAACAGGCUCAGGUAUAAUCAACCGUUUAGCAUUGAAUAUAAUAUUAUAUAGCACCUACUAUAUAAUAUUUUAUAUUUUGUUUAAUUACAUAUAAAUUCCUUAUAUUUUGUCUUGCUUAAACUUAUGCUUAUAAACACAUAAAUCUAAUUUACUCUAAUUUACUUUACUACAUUUACAAAAUGUCCAACUUAUUUCAUUACCCGUGUAGAAUUUAGAAACAGUUAUAUUUAAUGGGUGUAAACAUUGAUUUGAUUACUUUAUAGGCACCAUAAUACUUUCUAGUUUGCAUAGUAAACAAUAUAAAUUAUUUGUAAUAAUAUGCCUAAUAUUUACCAUAAAAUAAUGUAUAAUAAAUAGCAUUUUACCUCUAUCUCUACUUUUAAAAAGGAAAACAAACAUUAAUACAUUUAGUCUCCUUAAACAGUAGUGUGUAACUUGUUUGUAUACAAAUAUUGAAAACAUAUUUAACAUAGUAUAACAUUGGUGUUUAGAGUGAUUUAUCAUAAUAUAAGUACUAAGAAGUUGAUUUUUGAUGAUCAAUUAUCUAAUAAAUUAUUAUUUUAUUAUUAAAUGUCAGUUUUCUGGUUUUUCUAACUGUUAACCAAUAAUAAUUAAAAUUAAUCAGUUUAUAUAUAUUUGCUAAGUUUAUUGCAGCAUUAUUGGCAAUAGCAAUUAAUAAAAAGAAGUUUCAAUAAAAUAUUCUUAUUUUAUUUUUCUAUUGGUAAUAUUAUUAACUAAGUAUCAAAAAUUAAAAUCAUAAAUUGAUUUUAUAUUUAAAUAAUAAUUGCUUUUAUUAUAAAUGCAUGUUAUUAUUAAAAAAAAAAAAAUAGUACAAUAUAUUGAGUUCAAAUUUUAGUACUUCAUCUGGUUUAAUAGUGUAUACGCUCACAAUAAAUAUAAAAUUAUUGUUUUGUUUUCAUAAAAUAACUGAUAACUCUUGUAUCUAAUUUUAGGAGAAUAAUAAUAUAUAUACACUCAUUGUAUAAGCCUUACAAAUUUCAAUCUGAAAUCAAUAAAUAUAAUUCAAACAAUAUAAAAUACAUAGUUGGGCAAUUAAUAUAAUAGGUAUUGCUGAGUAUGUGUGUCAUUUGCAAUGACUUGAGAAUUUUAUUGAUUAAAAAAACCAAAUACAUUUCCCUAAUACUGACAACCAGGAAUUACAAGUUUCAACUUCAGUUUAUGAAAUAAAUCUAUUUUUCUUUUCUUUUUUUCAGUUAUUUUUGACGGUGAAACAAUAGAAGGAGCCCCACCAUUAUGGUGUGCGGCUGCUGCUGGACACCUUAAUAUAGUUAAACUUUUAGUUAAAGAACGGGCCGUCGUGAACUCUACAACCAAAACUAAUUCAACACCGUUGCGUGCAGCGUGCUUCGAUGGACACUAUGAAAUUGUCAAAUAUCUAGUCGAGCACGGAGCAGGUGUGUUAUUUUUUGUCAAAUUUAUUGUUCGUAAUUGUUGUGUGAUGAACUGAAGUGAAAAAUACUAUAAACAGAAAUAUGUGAGCAUCCACCCAUUAAAUUGCGCCCUCAACAUUAAAUAUCAUGUAUCACGAAACUAUGAGAAUCUCAGACCAAACUUCAUUUGUAAUGAAAUCUAAUAAAAAAAACAUGUAUUAAACAUUAUUGAAUUUUUCACGUAUGUGAAACGUACGCUUAUUGUACCUAUCUCCCAUUAUUAUAUUAAUUCUAUUGUUGCCAUGAUUAUAUAAAUAUGUUGUAUAGUUCAAAAAUAAUAAUGUACACCGUAAUUUUUCUUCAUCUAAUUUCAUAUUAUCAUAAUUGAAGUCAGUCAAAAGUAAAUAAUAUUAUCACUUUGUUGUGGGUGAAGUGUUUUCUUAACUGUUACACAGACAAAAAUUUAAAUUAUUUUAUUUUAUUUUUCCUAGACAUUGAAGUUUCAAACCGCCACGGUCAUACAUGCUUAAUGAUCGCUUGCUAUAAGGGCCACUUUAAAAUCGCCAACUAUCUGUUGUUGCUGAAAGCAGAUAUUAACAAAAAAAGUGUCAAAGGAAACACAGCGCUACAUGAUUGCGCUGAAUCAGGCAGCCUGGACAUAUUCAAAAUGCUCAUACAAAAUGGAGCCAAAAUGGAAGUCGACUCUUACGGUCAGUGCCCAUACUUUUUUUUUUUUUUUUUUAAAAAAAACCACUCAUUUGCUAAUUUACUAUAAAAACAUUGUUUUCAUUGUCGUAUAUAAUUUAGGCAUGACACCUCUUUUGGCCGCUUGUGUGACAGGCCAUGCGGAUAUAGUCGACUACCUGGUGAAAAGUAAUAAUCUGGUUUCACGCACUGAGAAAAUUGAAGCUCUAGAAUUGCUGGGCGCCACGUAUAUCGACAAAAAAAGAGACUUGAUUGGCGGUUUUGACCUUUGGAAACAGGCUAUGGACCUCAGGUUUAACAUAGACGAUGAACAAGAUAUUCCAAAACCAGACAAUGCCUUACCGAUUGAAGCAUAUGAAUGGGCACAAGAAGUCAAAAACCAUGAAGAACUUAAUGAGCUAUUAUCAGAACCUGAUGAAAUGAGGAUGCAGGUGUGUUUAAUGUUUCACCACCAUAUAUUACCAAUAAAAGUGACUAGAUAACAGUUUUAAAACAUACUUAUAACACACUGACAUGAAGCUGCUUUUUUUUAUAUAUAAAUAUAUUUCUUAAAAUAAACAAUUAUAAGAAAUAGGCACUUAAGCAGAUAAAGCCAUUGUCAUUUAAGGAAUCUACCGUGUAUUUUAUGAUUUAUAGAUUCAGAAAAGAUAUUACAAAAUCGAAGAAGAUUUCUGGAAGAAAAGAUAUUCCCAAAUAAAAAUGAAAAAUAAAAAAAAAACAUUAAACCAAUUAAUACAUUCCUUGCUAUACUCCAAAUCUAAAAUAUUGCUAUUUUACUGUAAACUAUAAUAUUUAUCAACAAAACUAAAUCUAUUAUCAUAAUUGCUCUAAUAAUUUUAUAAAUAUAUAUUUAUUUAUCUAAUACUGUGUAUUUAGGUCACUAGGUACCGAGUAACAGGUUUUUUUUUUUUCUAGGCUCUACUGGUUAGGGAAAGAAUUCUGGGUCCUACACAUCCAGACACUAGUUAUUAUGUACGUUACCGAGGUGCUGUGUAUGCUGAUGCCGGAAAAUUUACCAGAUGCAUAUCUUUGUGGAACCACGCUUUGGACAUUCAAAGAGGUUCUCUUGAGUCUUGUCACCAAAUGACUGUCUCUUCAUUUUUCUCCUUUGCCGAACUCUUUUCUUUUAUGUCAGACGCAUGUGCUACCAAUGACGAUAAUGGGUAUAGACAAGUUCCAGCAUUGUUGACGUUUGAAGAUGUCAUACAGGUUCUGGUCAAGGCUAUUAACGAAUUAUGUGAACCUAAAGAAUUACCAUAUGCGAUCGACUUAUCUCCUAGAUUAUUGCUCAUUUCCUUGGAUCUCUUCAAUAUGGCUCUUAAGUAUGUUUAUUUUUUAAUUUGAUAAAUAUCUUAAAUAUUAAUUUGCAUAUAUGUUUGAUAAUUUAGAUUGAUCAGAAACGAUGAACACUCUCACCUGACUCACCGUCUACUGUACCGUUUAAAUAAAUGUAAUAUUUUAGGACAUCUUGGUCAGACUGCUCUUCAUUUAGCAAGCGCCCGCAAAACUGCUUUAGCUGUUUCCCGGCAUCCACAAACCGGAAGUUCUGAUGACUCGACUUUGUUGCUGCGAGCGUUGCUCAAAAUAGGUGCCAACCCUAAUGCUCGUGAUGAUGAGGGUAACACACCUCUACACCUUGUGGCCGCCAAAGAUUCGUUAAUCAUUCAAUUAUUGUUGGGCAGUGGCGCACAUUACGACGCUGUCAAUGCAGCCGGUCGCACAUUUUGUGACAUGCGCAAAGCUACCCCUCACAAUCCGUUAUAUCACACAUCCUUGGCAUGUCACGCAGCUCGCGUCAUUCGCAAAAACCGUAUACCGUUUGUUGGACACAUACCUGUUACGUUAUACGAGUUUGUGGAGAAACACUAGUGUAAAAUAAGCAUAUUAGAAAACGUAAAUAAUAUAUUUGUAUCGAUGGUUUGAUGUUUCUGUAAUUUAUUAUCUACACGAAAAAUAAAUAAUAACAAUAAGUAAUUAUUUUAUCUAAUAAAUUGUUUAUAAACUUAGUACAGUCUUCUACUAUUAUAAUAUGAUAUUUAACUACCCAAAACGUAUCAAUUGUCACAUUUAUAUGUGUGCAGUCGUGUGUACAACUUUUAAUAUUAUUAUAUUAUAAUUCUCUGUGUAAUAUUGCUUUCCUUAUGAUAUAUUCUAUAGUAUAAUGAUAAAUAAAAUAAAUGAGCAUUUAUCUGCAUCAAAUACUAUUAAAAAAAAAUUGUAAUAUUUUUCAGUUAAAAAUGUUUAUUAUUUUAAUAAAUUAUGUAUACAUAUAUAUAUAUAGUGAGAGUAGACGUUUUAAUGCUACUUUUAUUUUAAUAUACAUUAUUCUAGUAACUUAAAUAUUUGUUUGAAUAGAUGAAUUAAAGUAAUUCUAUUUUAUAAUAAAUAAUUUAAAAAUAUAAUCUAU